Ochotona curzoniae (black-lipped pika) is the source of this 4310-nucleotide messenger RNA. RefSeq names its product mutS homolog 3 (gene MSH3). Gene Ontology annotation, biological process: somatic recombination of immunoglobulin gene segments; mismatch repair; mitotic recombination. Lineage: Eukaryota; Metazoa; Chordata; Mammalia; Lagomorpha; Ochotonidae. Gene Ontology annotation, molecular function: mismatched DNA binding; ATP binding; ATP-dependent DNA damage sensor activity. The record is from RefSeq and is a predicted model, not a curated record. Gene Ontology annotation, cellular component: nucleus. The transcript has 25 exons. Bases 17 to 3709 code for a protein of 1230 amino acids.
AGUUCCCUGCAUUGCGAUGCCCCGCGGGAAGUCUGCACCGGGCGGCCUCGGUGCCGCCGCCCGCCCAGCGCCGGGCAGGCAAGCGGUGCUGAGCCGGUUCUUCCGGGCUAAGGAGAGCCUCAGGUCCACCUCGUCCCCGGCGGGCCCAGGCGACAUGGCGAGCCGCGGCUCCGCAGCGCCCCCAGCGUCCACCGCUUCGCCGCGCACGGCCGGCUUGGGGCGGGGCUUCCGCUGGUGGCGCGCGGCCGCCGUAGCUCUGGGGGAAGUGGUGGCUUCCUGGGCGGCCGCGCGGUGCGGUGCGGUGCGGGUGCCCGAGCCGUCCGGGGCUCCUCGCCGGCUCGCCGGGGAGGCGGGGCCUGCGGUCCUCGAGGCGGCCGCCCUGAGGGUGCCGGUGUGGAAGGCGUCGCGCGUUGUUUCCGACGCCGCACCGCCGGCCGCGGGCCUGAGGUGUUUCCUGGGCCUCUGGGCGCGGGAGAGGUGCGCUGCGGUCGGGGGCCCGCGGCUUGCCGCCUUCCCAAGCCUGCCUAGAGCAGAGAUGACACAGCUUCUUCCCUGCUCCCCGGUGCAGGACGCGGAGGCCGGCAGGAGGAGGAGGUCCCUGCAGCAGGACGGGCCGGCCAGAAAGAAAGCGCGGCCGGUGGGAGACCAGGAGGGAGCAGGUGGCUCAGCUCUGCCCGGCAGCCCGGAGCUGAGAAAGUGCCCGAGGGCCGGGCUGGUGUUGAAGUCUCUGGAGAAACUGAGGCAGUUCUGCUGUGACUCGGCGCCGCCCCCUCCAGCCCGAGCCCUGACCGAGCCGCCUGGGGAGAGGCUGGCGGUGCUGGCCAAGUGCACCGACUACGAGGACAUCAGCCUGCUGCGGGCCAAGCACGCGGCUGCUGCGGGCGACCCCUGCUCUCCGGCCGGCCACCAGCUCAGUGCACUUGGCUCGUCACGUGUUAGCCACGGGGACGCGCAGAAGCCCGGCGGGGCCACGCCGGCGAACAAGCGGAGCAAGAGCGUGUACACGCCGCUGGAGCUGCAGUACCUGGAGCUGAAGCGGCAGCACCGGGACGCCGUUCUGUGCGUGGAGUGCGGCUACAAGUACCGCUUCUUCGGGGAGGACGCCGAGAUUGCAGCUCGAGAGCUGAAUAUUUAUUGCCAUUUGGAUCACAACUUCCAGACGGCUAGCAUACCCACUCACAGGCUGUUUGUUCACGUGCGCCGCCUCGUGGCCAAAGGCUACAAGGUGGGCGUGGUGAAGCAGACUGAGACGGCAGCCUUGAAGGCCGUCGGGGACACCAGGGGCUCCGUGUUCAACCGGAAGCUUACCGCGCUGUAUACCAAGUCCACGCUCAUUGGGGAAGAUGUGAAUCCUCUGAUCAAACUGGAUGAUGCUGUGCAUGUGGGCGAGGUCACGGCUGACGCUGCUUCCGACUAUCUCCUGUGCAUCUGUGAAAACAAGGAAAGUGCUAAGGACAAAAGAAAGGGCAGCAUUGGCAUUGGCAUCGUGGGGGUGCAGCCCUCCACAGGCGAGGUGGUGUUCGACAGCUUCCAGGACUGUGCUUCCCGCUCGGAGCUGGAGACGCGGCUCGCGGCCCUGCAGCCCGUGGAGCUGCUGCUGCCUUCCCGCCUGUCCGAGCAGACCGAGCGCCUCCUUCGCAGAGCCACGGCCGGCAGCGUGCGGGAUGACAGGAUGCGAGUGGAGAGGCUGGAGGACGUGUACUUCGAGUACAGCCAUGCUUUCCAGGCGGUCACUGAGUUUUACACAAAGGAUACGGUGGACACUCAAGGUUCUCAGAGUCUUUCUGGCAUCCUUAACCUAGAGAAGCCUGUGGUCUGUUCUUUGGCUGCUGUAAUAAAAUACCUCAAAGAGUUUAACUUGGAAAAGAUGCUUGCCAAACCUGAGAACUUUAAGCAGCUCUCAGGUGAAGCAGAGUUUAUGACUAUUAAUGGACCGACAUUGAGGAAUCUGGAAAUCCUGCAGAAUCAGACUGAUAUGAAAACCAGAGGGAGUUUACUUUGGGUCUUGGAUCACACAAAGACUUCAUUUGGACGACGGCAGUUAAAGAAGUGGGUGACCCAACCACUCCUUAAAUUGAGGGACAUCAAUGCCCGACUCGAUGCUGUAUCUGAAGUUCUCCAUUCAGAAUCCAGUGUGUUUGAGCACAUAGAAAGCAACCUGCAUAAAUUGCCUGACCUUGAGAGAGGACUUUGUAGUAUUUACCACAAAAAGUGUUCCACUCAAGAGUUUUUCUUGAUUGUCAAAACUCUGUGUCACCUGAAGUCAGAACUGCAAGCGCUGACACCUGCUGUGAGUGGCCAAGUGCAGUCGGAGCUGCUGCGGACGUGUGCUCUAGACAUCCCCGAGCUCCUGAGCCCAGUGGAAUGGUACCUGCACGUCCUUAACGAGCACGCUGCCAAGAAUGGAGAUAAAACUGAAUUAUUCAACGACCUCUCUGACUUCCCUUUAAUAAAAAAGAGGAAGGAUGAAAUUCAAGAAGUUACAGAGAAGAUCCAAAUACAUUUGCAAGACAUCCGAAAAAUACUAAAAAAUCCUUCCGCACAGUAUGUGACAGUGUCAGGGCAGGAGUUUAUGAUUGAGAUAAAGAAUUCUUCUCUAUCUUGUAUACCAACUGACUGGAUAAAGGUUGGAAGUACAAAAGCUGUGAGUCGCUUCCACUCUCCUUUUAUUGUCGAAAAUUACCGAUGUCUGAAUCAGCUCCGAGAGCAGCUUGCCCUGGACUGCAAUGCCGAGUGGCUUGGUUUUCUAGAGACGUUCAGUGGACACCAUCAUGCCCUGUGUAAGGCAGUGCGUCACCUAGCAACGAUGGACUGCAUCUUCUCCCUGACCAAGGUCGCUAAGCAAGGAAAUUACUGCAGACCGACUGUACAAGAAGAAAGGAAAAUCAUAAUAAAAAAUGGAAGGCAUCCUGUGAUUGAUGUAUUGCUUGGAGAGCAGGAUCAAUAUGUUCCCAAUAGUACAAAUUUAUCAGGGGACUCCGAGAGAGUCAUGAUCAUCACUGGUCCAAACAUGGGUGGGAAGAGCUCCUACAUCAAGCAGGUCGCACUGAUCACCAUCAUGGCUCAGAUGGGCUCCUAUGUCCCUGCAGAGGAGGCCACGGUGGGGCUUGUGGACGGCAUUUUCACAAGGAUGGGUGCUGCAGACAACAUAUAUAAAGGGCGGAGCACAUUCAUGGAAGAACUAACCGACACAGCAGGAAUUAUCCGGAAGGCAACAGCACAGUCCUUGGUCAUCCUGGAUGAGCUGGGAAGGGGCACCAGCACUCAUGAUGGGAUCGCCAUCGCCUACGCCACUCUGGAGUAUUUUAUUAGAGAUGUGAAGUCCCUCACCCUGUUUGUCACCCAUUACCCACCAGUUUGUGAACUGGAAAAGCAUUACUCACAGCAAGUGGGCAAUUACCACAUGGGAUUCCUGGUCGCCGAGGACGAGCCCAGACAGGACCCAGGUGAAGAGGAGCCAGCCCCUGGUUUCGUCACAUUUCUUUAUCAAAUCACCCGAGGAGUUGCUGCCAGGAGCUAUGGCCUGAAUGUGGCUAAGCUGGCAGAUGUCCCUGGGGAAGUUCUGCAGAAAGCUGCCUGCAAGUCACAGGAGCUGGAAGGAUUGGUGACCACGAAAAGGAAAAGGUUGAAGUACUUUACACAGUUAUGGGCAGCGCACAGCGCACAAGAUCUGCGGGAGUGGACAGAGGAGCUUCAAGACGGGCUGUAGACUUCCCCGACUGCAAUGCACCGAAUUCGGGGACUGGUGCGUCCAGGUGUGCAGGAGCCUGCAGUGACGCCCGCCUGGGCGAGGUGUGGGCGCAGCGUGCACCUGUGGGCUCUGCCUCGUGCGAAGACAGCUUUCAAGUUCCUGCUCUCUCGGGGUUUCAGAGCCCAGUGCCUUUUGAAUAGUAAGACUUCGCUUAUUCAACCCUAAGUUUCACAGACAGGAAGUUUCACACAAAAAUCAGAACCUCUUGCAUAAAACCACAAGUCUAGGCAGAAAGCAAUUCAUGCGCUUUGGGAGUGUAAUCUAAACAUUUAAUUGACAUGUUUUUUGUUCCAGUUCAAAUAAUUGGCAACUGGGUAACUGGCAGGAAUCAACCUUUCCACUUGAAGUAAAAUAAUUUUUAUAAUGCCAUCAGUUUACCGUGAACGCAGGAUUUUUUUUUUUUAAACAGAAACCAUUGCCAGGUUUUUAGCAGUGAAAGCACAGCAGGAACGGGGCUGUCUGAAGAGGAAACAUCGUCAUGGUUUUAAGUCACUUCAAGAGUGUUGGAUCAACUCAUUUGUUCUAAUAAUAAAGUAUAAUAUAAUGAGCAUUUGCUAUA